Strongyloides ratti is the source of this 1422-nucleotide messenger RNA. RefSeq names its product 26S proteasome non-ATPase regulatory subunit 5. Gene Ontology annotation, biological process: proteasome assembly. The transcript has 2 exons. The record is from RefSeq and is a predicted model, not a curated record. Gene Ontology annotation, cellular component: cytosol. The coding region runs from base 1 to 1422 and encodes 473 amino acids. NCBI's taxonomy places the organism in Eukaryota, Metazoa, Nematoda, Chromadorea, Rhabditida, Strongyloididae.
AUGAAGGAUAAAAAAGUAUCUAAUUUUGAGUCAAUUGAUGAAGUUGAGUUUACCUUAACUUCAGAUGUUUGGACUAGGGAAAAUUUGUUUAAAGUUACAAAAUUAUUUCAACAAACUGGAAACGAAGAAUGUGCUGUAAAUAUUUUAGAAAAAUUACUUAAAAUUAAUAUUUCUGAAGUCCCAAGCCUUGUUGAAAAACACCAAAUGACAAUUGUUUUUUUUAUCAAUCAAUGCCCUUCUGAAAUAUUACGUAUGCUUAUUAACAAAUAUUUUCUUCCACAAUUAACUGAUGACAAUUUAACUCUUUUAUUAACUACUGGAAGAGCUAUACCUGUAGCUUUAACUAGAAGAUUAUAUAAAUCUCCUAUUGUUGAGACUAUUGCUAGUAUUGUGAUACAUUUUAUUAAAUGUCCAGAGGUUAUCACAGAAUUGGAACAUAAAUUAAAAGAGGAAGAUUCUCAAAGAAGAUUUGAAAUUCAUUCAGUAACUAAGGCUGUCUUACUUGAGAGUAAUGAAAACAAUUUUCAUUUUAUUGAAAAUCUUGUGGAUAAAUUAAUUAAAGAAUUGGAUGGAGAUGAUAUUUUAAGUUCAUUGGCAGCACUUACAAUUCUUACUGAGAUUACUUCUGAGAGAGAGACAGCUGCUGUCUACCUGGGUCAAAAAGGGUUAAUUGAUAAGAUUUAUAAAUGCCUCAUUCAAAUGGAAAAUGACAAAGAUAAUUCAUUUUUGUAUUUUGGAUAUAUUAAAUUCUUUGGUCAUCUUGUUUCUGUUAACUCAGAUUAUUUAAAAAAAUAUCCUGUUUUUGUAAGAUUAAUACUCAAGAUGUUUCAAGAUUUUGAUAAAUUAGGAAAUGAUCAAAAGAUUUUAACAAUAUCAACAUUUGGAGCAAUUUUUCAUUCAUCCCAAUCAAAAAAACUUUUGUUUGAAAUUGAUGAAAUUAAAAAUAAUUUACCAGAUAUAAUGCCAAUUUAUACAAAUUUUUUGAUAUAUGGUAAUAUGGAAACUAAAAUUCAUGUUUUAGAUUCAUUAGUUAUGAUCUUUCAAAACUUUUUUUUGAAGGAUACUUUUAUCUUUGAAGAAUUACUAGAUUUGUGUGGUCCAAGUUUCACAACUACAUUACUAGAUAUUCUUAAAUCACCCUUUGAAUCAAAAUUGGCAGCUCUUCACUUUUUACAAAUUAUUACUGAAGUAGUAUAUGGAUUUAAAAAAAUUUAUUUUACCCCAACUUUUAUGGAAUAUCUUUUAGAUAAAAAAACAGAAACAAACUUAAUUGGAAUGCAAACAAAAAAUAAUAUUAUAUGUAAUAUUAUUGAAAAGUACAAUGAUAUAGUAGGUGAAGAAAACAUAAAAAAACUCAAGGAUUCCAUUAAAUAUGGUAGUUCGUAUAUUGAAAAAACACCUGAUGUUGCUGUAAUGGAAUAA